GAGGGAAGCUUAUCCAAAAGGGGGUCGAGGCUGUUAGGACAUGCCUCUUAUCGUGGUGCUAGUGUGAAUUCCAAGGGAUUCAUUUUUCUGGGUUUCUGGUGUCGAACAAUGAUGCCAGAGUCAACUGAUGAUUCAGACAAAGCCAAUAUUAAUCACGUGAUUCAAGUAAAGGAAGACAGCGAGUAUGUGAGGCUUGUUGUUAGAACUGAAAGAACAGAUGAAGUUGAAACUUUACAAUCACAGUCCAGAAGAGGGUCUAUUGUAUGGUGGAUCAAGGCCAUUUUGUGGUGUAUUUUCACUGUGAUAAUAGUACUAGUUUCCAUAAAAUGGGGAGCACCCUUUCUUUUUAAGAAGAUUUUAAUUCCAAUCCUACAUUGGGAAGCCACUGCAUUUGGCCGUCCAGUGCUUGCUCUUGUACUUGUAGCUUCUUUGGCACUAUUUCCGGUAUUCCUAAUUCCUUCUGGACCAUCAAUGUGGCUCGCUGGAAUGAUCUUUGGAUAUGGUCUUGGAUUUGUUAUUAUAAUGGCUGGAACAACAGUUGGGAUGAUCCUUCCAUAUUUCGUUGGCUUGCUUUUCCGAGAUAGAAUUCAUCAAUGGUUGAAGAGAUGGCCUCAGAAGGCAGCCAUGAUUAGGUUGGUGGGAGAAGGGAGUUGGUUCCAUCAAUUUCGUAUGGUUGCAGUAUUUAGGAUUUCGCCAUUUCCGUACACAAUCUUCAAUUAUGCGGUGGUAGUGACAAAGAUGAGGUUCUGGCCUUAUUUUUGCGGAUCUAUUGCAGGAAUGAUUCCCGAAUCCUUCAUUUACAUCUACACUGGUCGCCUAAUGAGGACAUUUGCAGAUGUUCAAUAUGGGAACCAUCACCUGACUACAGUUGAGAUUGUCUAUAAUGUUAUAUCAUUCAUUAUAGCAGUCGUUGCAAUAGUGGGUGUCACAGUCUACGCCAAGAGGACACUGAGUCAGCUUGAACGUGAAGAAGAAAACAACGGUGAAGGCUCUACCUCUAACCGUGGGAGGUUAGAAAUGGAGGCUCUUCCAAUGCAAAACUUCAAGCCGCCUAGUUUUUGCUCAACUUUGUAGUAAGAGGAAUGUUAAACCUUGGACUUCGUUGAGACUACUGUAAAUAAUUCGAGCUAGAGAUGGGAAUGUUUUAUAUAUCCCUUCAUAUUUGUAACUAGAAAAUCGAAAGAUGCUUGUCGGGAAAAAAAAAAAGAGUGUUGUGUAACUAAAGCUGAUGCCUGACUAAUUAAUCUUGGAAAAUGAAAACAACAUUUGAUUGUUGAUCA
Molecule: messenger RNA, 1280 nt
Organism: Lycium barbarum (goji berry)
Lineage: Eukaryota; Viridiplantae; Streptophyta; Magnoliopsida; Solanales; Solanaceae
Exons: 5
Coding region: 109-1074 (321 amino acids)
Source: RefSeq, a predicted model, not a curated record